AUGGCACUUCUACACGGCAAGGUCGCGGCCAUCACGGGAGCUGUGACUGGCAUUGGAAGAGCGAUUGCCAUUGACUACAUCAGACACGGCGCGAGUGUUGCCGUGAACUUCUUUCCCGAUGACAAGUCCAAGAAGAAGUUUGAAGAACUGCAAAGCGAAGUCGGACCCGAUGCAAGGCUCAUCGGUAUCGGCGGAGACAUCACAAAGCCGGAGACGGGGCAAGAGCUCGUGAGGGCGACAGUCGAGAAGUUUGGGAGGCUAGACGUGUUCGUGAGCAAUGCAGGAGUCUGUCAAUUCGCAGACUUUUUAACGAUGUCGCCCGACCUCGUCAAUCACACCAUCUCUACCAACCUCAACGGUGCCUUCUUCGCAGUCCAGGCCGCGGCUCAGCAGAUGGCGAAGCAAGAGCCUUCAGGAGGGAGCAUAAUUGGUGUAUCAUCUAUCUCAGCGCUCGUUGGAGGCGCCGGCCAGACACACUACACCCCUACAAAAGCCGGUAUAUUGUCUCUGAUGCAAAGCACAGCAUGUGCAUUGGGAAAGUACAACAUUCGAUGCAAUGCUUUGCUCCCAGGCACUAUCCGGACGCAGCUCAACGAUGAAGAUCUUGCGGAUGAGGAGAAGCGCAAAUACAUGGAGGGUAGGAUACCACUGGGAAGAUUGGGCCAACCGAGAGACUUGGCAGGUCCAGCGGUCUUCCUGGCAAGCGAUCUGAGCGAGUACGUGACGGGCGCGCAGUUGCUGGUGGAUGGAGGCCUAUUCGUAAACCUGCAAUAA
Pseudocercospora fijiensis CIRAD86 is the source of this 774-nucleotide messenger RNA. RefSeq lists its product as uncharacterized. The transcript is spliced from 2 exons. The record is from RefSeq and is a predicted model, not a curated record. NCBI's taxonomy places the organism in Eukaryota, Fungi, Ascomycota, Dothideomycetes, Mycosphaerellales, Mycosphaerellaceae. Gene Ontology annotation, molecular function: oxidoreductase activity, acting on the CH-OH group of donors, NAD or NADP as acceptor. The coding region runs from base 1 to 774 and encodes 257 amino acids.